This is a messenger RNA of Panthera uncia (snow leopard), 7323 nucleotides long. RefSeq names its product proline rich 14 like (gene PRR14L). NCBI's taxonomy places the organism in Eukaryota, Metazoa, Chordata, Mammalia, Carnivora, Felidae. The transcript is spliced from 10 exons. Bases 350 to 6787 code for a protein of 2145 amino acids. The record is from RefSeq and is a predicted model, not a curated record.
GUGCGGGGUGGGGGGGCGAGGAGGAAGAAGACCAUAGAGACGAAGAGGCGGCGGUGGCUGGAGCGGCCCCGGGCUCUCUCGGCUCGGUAGGCUCAGGUAGCUUUGGCGGCGACUGGGCUGCAGCUGCAAAGGCCGGGCUGGCGGGCGAGCGCGGGCCGCGGAGCAGGCCUCAGGAAGAGGCCCCUUCUCCGAAUGCCCUCAUGGAGGCAUUGGCUACAGUGUCCGAAUCUUGGAAAAGAAAGCCCCUUUCUCAAGGUGAAAGGAGUGUUGUGAACUUCUGAGGGACUGAUCGAUAUUGGUGAACCGUUUGAUGUAAAAGACUUGACUCCAUAAUCUUCCAUCUGCCCUAAUGCUGUCAUCCGGAGUAGAGACUCAGCCAGUUCCACUUGAUUCCUCCAUGUCUGCCGUGGUACAGGAAUUAUACUCUGAACUCCCAGUGAGUGUCUCCAAAGAGCUUCAUGCUGACCCUGAGCCAAGUGUGAUUCCAGAUGUAAAACCCGCAGCCUCAAGCUCUCUUAUAAGUCAGAGUAGGGCAGUGCCCUUGGAGCUGCAGAGGACUUGUGCAGAAAGUUGUUGUGAAGAAACUUCUGGCACCUUGGAUCAUGGGGGUGAGCCUGGGCGGUGUGGGCUGGUGGACACCACAGCAGGAGGUUCUGUGGCUUCUGGGAUCUUGGAUAGGGAAGAGAAAACCAAGAGCAUGGAGCUAAAGGUCUUCAGAAAUCAAGGGGACCAGGCGGAAAUUAUAAGAGACCCCUGUGAGGGAGCAAAGGAAGACCCACAUCAACAUUCCACAGCUGCUGAAGAAAAGAUCAGCCCAAGUCAGGAAGACCUCCUGAUGCAGUCAAGCAAAGAACAUUUAUGCACAGGGCUCCCUGAAGACUGUUUGAGGAACAAAGAAGGAAAUGUACAAAUUACAACUGGAACUCUGCUUAUAUCUACUGAAGAAGUACAAGGUAUGAAGGUCAAUGGGACUAAGACGGAUUAUAAUGAAGGACACAAGAAUGGCAAUGUGAGUAAAGGUCUCUCAGCUGGGUGCAGCGAAUACCCAGAAGUAGACAAAACCAUGACCAGUGGUGAGGUUUCAGAAACCAGCACAUUAGUUUCCCUAGAGCCUUUAAUCUUUGUGGACCCUGGAUUAACAGAAGCAUCUUCUAAAGAAAAAGAAUGUGAAGAAUUAAAAACUUGUCCUUCUUGGUUGUCAUUAUUACCAGGGAACAGUGCCAUUUCCAAAGUGGACAGUGAGAAGGAAGAGUUGUCUAAGUUAAACCUUGUCUGUGAAGCAGAUGACAAUCACCAACAGAUUCUCGGCCACCAUAAUGAAAACCACAGUUUUGCCCAUGGCAGUCCCAGGGCCACAAGAAAUGUAGUUUGUGUAGAACCCUUAGAAGAAAAUUCUGACAUUUCAUAUUUCUCAUCAAGUUUGUCUGGUCCAGAAUCCAGAACAACAUCCUUAGAAACAUGUGGUUUUGAUGGCUUGCUGAAGGGAUCUGCUAAGAAGACAGACAAUUCCUGUUUUGAUGGGGGUGAUCAAAGCAAGAACUUGGCUACUAGAAGAGAAAAUGAACAGUUUUUGAACCUCAGGAGUGAAAGAGGGGAACUCUUUCUUGUUAAUGCCAGGCAACCAGAAGAGGAUGCUAAUGGUCAUUGUCCUGGUGAAAAAGAGACUGUUACCUCCCCAAAAGUGAAUAUUCAUGGUAACUGUUGCAUUCAAGACAGUAUCCAUACAGACAGCCCUGUUUCUUUAGUGCCCAAUUCUUUCACUGAAGCCACGGAAGUAACGUUAAAAAAAAAUGACUUAAAAAUCACUUUAGACACUCAAGGUAGCUUGACAAACCAUGAGGACCAUAGAGGAACUUCUACAGAUAUGAGCCAUCCAGGCAGACACUCUGAAGAGAACAGUUUUUCCUCCUUAAUGCAGAUUGAAGAGCCAGAACAGACAACCACUAUAGAGCCCAAUAUGGUAACUGAAAAGAUUUACAGUAAAGACUCUAACUCCUUAGUCUGCACCCAGAAAAAUCUGGAAGGCAACACCCCGUUAAAUGAAGCAUCAUGUAAUGAAUUUCUGAAUGAAAGAAAAUCCCUUGUGAGUUUAAUGCCAGAGGACCAGAUAAGUCCUAUGAAUGAGGUGUCAAAACCCAAGAAAGAUACUGCUCAGUUACCACUAUCCCUAGAACUUGAUUACAGACCUGAGUCAGAACAAGCUGUACAGACCUCACUGGACGAUAGUUCACAUUUAGAUGAGCAGAGCACUGCCUGUGAGAUGAAUGAACUUCCUCGUACCAAUGAACUGGUUAUAAACAAAAUAGAAAGUGAAUGUGCUUUAAAUCAAGUGCUGCUUAAUUCUCAAGACCAUGCAAAGUUGUCAGCUAACAAAGAGAUGCCUUUAGCAACAAGCAAGGAUUCCCAACAGAGCCAUCACCCUCCAUUAGAGGAUGGAGCAGAUGUCACUGCUGAUACCCAGACCAUUCCCAUCAAAACAAAAAUGAAAGACAUCUCUCCAUCAGGUGACAAAACCUGUGGUGCCUCUUCAAACAAUCCCACCUUAAACAUCAAACCAGGAAGCCUAGAAAGAAAAGACAAGAUGGCUGAUUCAGGAAUAGUACAUCUACAUUCCAGCCUUCUCUCAAGAAAGAAAGAAUCAGCAGUCUUGCCUCAAGAGGUCUCUGCUAUGGAAUGUCAAAGUGUUCAAUCUCAGGAUCUCUCUAGCUGUCAUUGUGUAAAUAAAAAUGCACGAGAAAAGAGCAUGUGUUCUGUUUGUGCUGAGUUUGAGUCCAGCAGAAUCAUCCUAGAAGUUGAAAACUCUUUAAUAACCAAGUGUGAAGAUGCAUUUCAGCACAGCAGUGACCACUCCCAAAGAAGAGAAGUCUGCACGGAAAGUAGCACCCAUAAAGUGGGUUACACAUCAGAAGAAAGUGAACUUGCUAGGGGAGAAACUAAAGGCAGCCUCCCAGGAAAUCAGAUCAGAAACGAUACACCAGUAGGCAUGUUAAGUAGUGAAGCUUCAGACAAAACCAUUCCCACCACCAGUCACACCCAGCCCCGUGAGGAAAGUCUGAAAGCAAAGGAAUGGGAUGUACCUAAAGAGACUGUGUUUUGCGAGUAUAACAUCUCUGACUGUUCCACACCAGAACUAAAUUUAUCUGCAAACAUUCCAAGCCCUGAAAAAUUUUUGGACCAGUCUCCUACUAUUAUGUUCUCCAGUUUCAAAACCAUGAGCCAAGCAGUUGAAACUCUUGAUCAAAAAGGAGAUAAAGUUCUUGACUGCCAGAGUAACCAAAACAGACCAGAUGAAUGCAGAAGUGAAGAUAAACCAGCUAAGCAGACACUACAUGGUGAUGAGAGGGAGACUGUUACAGAACCUAACAGAGAGGUAAGCAACAAUCAAAAGGAUCUGUUAGUUGGUUCAGGCAGUAACAACCCUUUGUCUGGUGGUAGUUCAAAGAAAGGCAAUUUGAAAGGAGACGAUGGACAUAUUUCUGGUUGUGAGGAGUCCACAGAUGGCAUGGUAGACACUGUCUACACAGACUGUGGUAAUAAGUCUACAGAAAGCAUGUUGGACUUACAGACAUCUAGUACCCUUGAUGGUGGUGCAGGACAAGAUGGACUGACGUUACAGGAUACCUCAGUGAGUACUCUGCCUCAGAGAGGAGAACUGAAUGCUGCAUUUAUCAGAAUGAUUGACCAGGACUCAGAUUUUCCAGAUGCUACUUCCUCUAAAGUGGAGCCUCUGGAAAUGAAAAAAUCAUGUGAAGAGAAAGUAUGCAGAUCAUUAAAAGAUUGUGAAGUGGAAGUGUGUCCAGACUCUUGUGCCAGUGAGAUAGAGUCUGUUGCAGAUCAUGAAUCAGAUACAAAAAUAUUGGAUGGUAUAAAUGUGUCCUUAGAUAAUACUUAUCAUGAAGAGCAAGUUAAAGAAGCAUCCCUGAGAGAAACACAAGGAAUGAUUGAAGGAUCAAGACUGGAAAUAAAUUCUGAGUUUGACAAGGAAAAUACCUUUGGAAUUUCCUCAGAAGAGUUACUGUCUUCUGGAUGCCCGGAUGAGAGCCCUGUUCCCAUAGGGAGCCUGAAAUCCAUUGAGACAAUGCCUUUGUAUCUGUUUUCUCAAGAAAAUUCAGAAAGUAAUGUUAAUAGUGGAGAAACUGAGCUGAAAAAACCUUUUAAACCAAAAGAUGGUAAAAUCCUUUGUGAAAACAUAGAGCACCGCACAGUCCUGCUUGAGACAAAGGAAGGAGCGCCAGGGGAUGGGAGUAAUUCUAGUGAAGGACUCAGAAUAGACAGCAGUAUGCAAAAUUUGCCUUUGACAAUGGAAACAGAAACUAAGUUGAAAGGAGAAGAAACUGAAGCACAUCAGAGGGUACCCCUGGGUUACUUAACUGUCAGUGAAGAGUCUGAGAAGAUGAUCACCAGAGAAGCUGGUAAUAAUAAAGGGAGAGAGAUUUCUCAGACCCACUCUAAAUCCCAGAGGAUGCUUGGUGAUCCUGGAGAGCUACAAAGCCAGAGGGCUUUGGACUACAUGUUGCAGAAUGAAGAGGAAUAUCUACAUCAAAAGGACGCACACAGGAUAUUGGAACAAUGUGCAUCAUCUAAUGUGUUGUCAGAUGAAGUGCAAGAUAAGAACCAAACUAAGGAUUGCAAAGGUGAGUCCACCAUGAUGAAGGAAAUCACUCUAGCAAAGCUAGCCAAGGGCAGCACUGCUGCACAGUUUCAGAAGCUGGAAAAUCCAAAGGAGGAAAGCUUGUGCCAUCCAUUAAAAACAGACAUGGUGUCAUACACAGAUCCUUGCCUUCGUGGUGCCCCUCAGAAAGCACAAAACCCCAACUCUGCUGGAUGUGAUGAAAUACACGGUGCCUUUGGGAACACUUCAUAUCAGAAAAGAGUGCUUCCCUUAAAGAAGCAGCCCCAUCGAACAUGUAAGAAAGUUUCCUAUCAGGAGCAAGUCAACAUUGGGAAAAAAAUAAGUAAAAUCAGAAGUUCUGCCUUUUUAAAGAGUUCCUCUGAAACCAUUCCCACAAAAGCACACAGAUUUCUCAGUUCAUGUGCUAUUUCUGCACCCGCACAAUUGGAACCUGAAACAGUACCAACCAGGAGCUUAAUGAGCCACAUACCAAAGCAGAAGGUGACUCCGUGCCAUUCCUUGAGGAGCCUGAAUGUUAGGAAGCCUACCAAAGAAUCAGCCUUACUAAACAAGCUGUCCAUUCUUGCCUCCAGACUGGUCCCCGCCACAAAGACCCAGAAACUAAGAUAUCGGCGAUGUUCCUCUGAACUUCUUCCAGUGGCUAAAAGCUACAAGCGGCUCAGAUACAAAAGGUUUCUGGAUGGAUUUUCAUACAAUACAAUGCAGCUGAAUCCAUAUUUGGCAUCUAGUGGAUGGGAUAAGAGACCUAACAGUAAGCCCUUGACACUUUAUUCGCUCGAAGCCAUCAAAAUGAGCUUCAUAGAUUUGAGCAACAAGGUGCCAUCACUGCUAUUUGGUUCCGAAAUUUUCCCGAUGUCUUUUCACAUGAAAUCGGGCUCUGAGUGCAUGACUGAGUCCCCAAGGACUUUUCCUGAGCACUGUGCUCCAGCCAGGCUCGCCUUAGGAGAGGCCCCUAGGUGCCUGUCUCAACCUCCCAAAUGGACCUUUUCUUUCUUCUUAUCCCACAGUUGCCCUGGGAUGGCCACAUUCAGGGAAGACACUGGCCCCCAUGGUCAGGCAUAUGCCCAGGCUCCUUCACAGCCUCCAGGUCCUCUCCAAGACUAUGGAGGCACCGCCAUAGUCCAGACCAGAGCAGGCUGCUCUGUCCUUGGCCUUCACACACUUCUAGCACUUUGUUCUCCUGGAUGUUACCGAAUCUGGACAAAAAAACGGAGCUUCUCCAGUCACAUGCCUACAAUGCAGAGGCUCUUCAUGACCCAGUUUACACAAGGCUUAAAGGGGUUAAGAUCUCCAGCCUCCAUAGCAGACAAGGUCUUCUGUUCUCUGCCCUACUCGGUGGGCCGAGUGCUAUCCAUUUGGAGCCAGCGUGGGCCUUCUACCUGCCCCUUUGAAAUCUCUACUUUUCAUUCCACUCACAGCAAGAGGCAGCCAACUCUGAGCACCACAAACAGCCACACCAUGUUACCGUAUGUGCCUCUUCCAGGCAUGGAAGCUACUUAUAACACCAAUGGCAGUCAGAUGAGACUAGAGCCUCCGUUCCCUGCCUUGGUACCAAAGUCUUGCUUAGUAACAGACUCAGCUGUCACCAAGCUCCUGCUUUCAGCCUCCGAGUUCCCGGUUCCUGGAUUUGAUGAGCUAGAUGAUGUGGCAGCAGCAUGCCCCCAUCCACAGAGCAGUCCUCCAGAACAGAAGGAGGCCGAGCCAGAGAAGAGGCCAAAGAAAGUCUCACAGAUUCGUAUCCGGAAAACCAUUCCUAAACCAGACCCUAAUCUUACCCCCAUGGGCCUUCCUCGACCCAAAAGAUUAAAGAAAAAGGAGUUUAGUUUAGAAGAAAUAUAUACCAACAAGAAUUAUAAGUCUCCUCCUGCAAACAGGUGUUUGGAGACCAUCUUUGAGGAACCUAAGGAACGAAAUGGUACGCUAAUCUCAAUCAGCCAACAGAAGAGAAAACGAGUUCUAGAAUUUCAGGAUUUUACAGUCCCACGAAAGAGGAGAGCUCGUGGUAAAGUCAAGGUGGCAGGCAGCUUUACCAGGGCCCAGAAGGCAGCUCUGCAGAGUCGAGAGCUGGAUGCUCUGUUGAUACAGAAACUAAUGGAAUUGGAGACCUUUUUUGCCAAGGAAGAGGAGGAGCAGGAGCGAUCAUCUGGUUGUUGAAAAGCAGUUUGGUUUAGGGGUCUCAAUUUUAGAUUUUCCAGUCUCCUUGGAAGAAGUUGCCUAAUUUUGCCCUACCGCCCAAACUACUCAAAAUGCAGUCCGUGGAUUUUACCUAUUUUAAGGUGCAACCUUUUUAGGAAAUGGUGAAGGAGGGUCCUCUACUUCUACUGCUGAGUAUUGAACCUCAGGAAUGUUCCCUUUCUCCUGGAAAUGGUCCUGAAAACCAUCUGGCCCCCUCCUCCUCACACUCGCCAUCCACAGGAGGAGGACUCAGCAUACCUUCAGUAACACUAGAAUUCCAAGGACUCAUAGCAUUUGCACGUCCGUGUGAAAGUUCUGCGUUGUUUACGGUGGUGCUAGACCAAGAUUAUUUAGAGACGUGGCCUAGGGAGGGGGACCUGGCGUCCUGUUGUUUGUGGUCUCACCAGCUCAUUUCAGUAGUUGAGGAAAGAUGAGCUGUUGUGUUUCCUAAUCCUUUUGAGUCUGUCUGCCCAGAAUCGUGUGUGUGCGUGUGCGUGUGUGUGUGUGUGUGUGUG